Messenger RNA from Camellia sinensis, 948 nucleotides. The record is from RefSeq and is a predicted model, not a curated record. NCBI's taxonomy places the organism in Eukaryota, Viridiplantae, Streptophyta, Magnoliopsida, Ericales, Theaceae.
UAAAUGUUGAUUCAAUACCGACCAAACAGUUUAGUAGGGAAAAAAUUGCCCUAUCACCCGAGUGAAUUUUUCAAACUCUUUAUACAGUCACUCCCGCGCACCACUCCUCAUACGCACCUCAUCGUCGAUUCUCCUGCUCGAUUAUGUUCAACAAAGUUGCUCCUCCUCCGUCAUCGCAGUCGCCUGUGUCGAUUUUUCGACCAAGCAUCAGCGGCACUUCGAGAAGUACUUGGGCCUCCAUUGUUAGUACCACCAUCACCAUUUUUCUGCUACAACCAGUUCGCCUAUCUUCAAACAACCCCGACAUUAGAAUGGCUCCUGCGAAAAAGAUGUGCCGUAUUCCUUUACCAAAGAGGGCAUUGAUUGAACCAUACUCAUCCCCGACCGAUACACUUACACCUGCUCUUGAAGGUGUUACAGCAGAUGGAUCUCAGACUAUUGCACCAUCUCCGUCUGAAAGUAAUGCAUUGUCAAGAUCUAAGACUGUUGCACCAUCUCCAUUUGAAACUAAUGCACGAGCUGAUCCAUAUAUGCAAUAUCGAUGGACUGUUGCUGAUCCAGCGACAAAAGGGCUGUUGUACAAGCUGUCCGGGUAUGAUUCAAUUGCUUUCAUAGUGUGGAUGAUGGAAACAGUCCUGUUUUAAUUUGCAUAUAGGAGCUCAUUUGUUUUCUUUGUUUACUUUGUUGGUUAUGAAAGCUUGAAAAAGUCUAAUUAGCUUUAUUGUUGGAUUAACUCUCCCAUGUAAUAAGAUUUAUUGUUGAGAUACAAAAAUAUACAUAAAACUAAUUAGGAUACAAGUAUGUAAAAAUGUAUUCACUAUUAAAUUGCCUUUAAAAUCCAAAUAACAGAGCUUACUGCUAAUACGUUGGAGAAGCUGUUCUUUAACUCCCAUGAAGAAGGUUUUGAUUGGACGAAUGUUUUCCAAUAAAAUAAGACAAACUCAUCUC